AAGAAAUUAUGACAGAUCAAUAGAAAAGUCAGUGUAGUGAGAAGAAAAGUUUUUUAAGUGUAAAGAGAGGAGUGGGAGUGCGUGUAAUUUUAGUGUUGGAAUUAUUUUUUUGUUUUCACAAAAAAGAACAUUUUACCAUAAAAAAAAACAAUUUAGGACUCCUUGGGUGUCCUCGCAGCAUUACGCCCCCGCCACAAUUAAGAAAGGUAGCGCGCAGAGAGCGUUCCAGUUGCAGACGAUGAGUUUGGCGGGUGCUUUGCAAGUAGUUUAAAACAACAACAAAAAAAGGCAAAAUGGGGGCCGCGAUGGGACGUAGCGGGGGCGUCCUUUUUGACUCGCUGCCCUCAGCCCAGGGUACCUUGCACAUUGUUAUGCUCGGUCUCGACUCCGCUGGGAAGACGACCGCCCUCUAUCGACUCAAAUUUGAUCAGUACCUCAAUACUGUACCCACAAUUGGGUUCAACUGCGAAAAGGUACGAGGAGCUACAGGCAAGGCCAAAGGUGCCACUUUUCUCGUCUGGGAUGUUGGUGGGCAGGAGAAGCUGAGACCACUUUGGCGGAGUUAUACUAGAUGCACAGAUGGUAUCGUAUUUGUGGUGGAUUCCGUUGAUAUGGAACGCAUGGAGGAAGCCAAAAUGGAACUGAUGCGCACAAUAAAGUGCCCAGAUAAUCAAGGUGUUCCUCUACUUGUUUUGGCAAAUAAACAAGAUUUACCAGGUGCGUGUGAACCGCGUGAACUGGAACGAAUGCUGGGACUCCAGGAAGCACCCCCGGAUCCAUCUGCACCCAAAAUGACCUACAUACAGCCCGCGUGCGCCAUUACGGGUGAGGGCCUUCAAGAGGGCUUCGAAGCUCUCUACGAUAUGAUCGUACGCAAGCGAAAGCUCACUCGAACCACCAAAAAGAAGCGCUAGGAUCUUUUCCUCUCCCCCCGAAACGAUCCAAGCAUUUGUUGAGUUGUUUUAUGAGAAAAAAAAAUUGUUUAUUUUGUCCCAAUUUGUCUCCUAUAUAUUUUUUAUUAUUAUACUAUUUUUUGGAUUUUUUAUUAUUAUUAUUAUUAUAUAUUUUAUUGUUUGCAAACACCCAGAGCGUUCCCCACCUUCCUUAUUAUUAUAUAUUUAUCAAGUGGUGUACAUAACUGUCUCGGUGUCUAACAAUUUUUUUUAUGAUUAAGUUAAAAGCCCAAUGUCCUAAUUAAUUGCGUGUAAAUAUGGUUUUUCAUAUGGUAGAUUUCUAUUUGCAAAUAAAUACACUAUUGUACGACACGUAAAAUACAAAAUA
Messenger RNA from Lutzomyia longipalpis, 1281 nucleotides. It is a transcript of the gene Arl4, whose product is annotated as ADP-ribosylation factor-like protein 4C. Bases 294 to 914 code for a protein of 206 amino acids. Gene Ontology annotation, molecular function: GTP binding; GTPase activity. The transcript has 2 exons. Gene Ontology annotation, cellular component: cytoplasm. The record is from RefSeq and is a predicted model, not a curated record. Gene Ontology annotation, biological process: intracellular protein transport; vesicle-mediated transport. NCBI's taxonomy places the organism in Eukaryota, Metazoa, Arthropoda, Insecta, Diptera, Psychodidae.